Plenodomus lingam JN3 is the source of this 2583-nucleotide messenger RNA. RefSeq lists its product as uncharacterized. The record is from RefSeq and is a predicted model, not a curated record. NCBI's taxonomy places the organism in Eukaryota, Fungi, Ascomycota, Dothideomycetes, Pleosporales, Leptosphaeriaceae.
AUGCCGUGGCUGUUUGGGCGACGCAGCGGGAAGGCCGCCAAAUUAAAAGAGGGUCGACCCGCGGCCGCUGCCCAAGAACAGGCAACCGCACCAGCAAGAGCCACCGAGAGUCUGCGACGGCGACCCAGUCAGCGCAGUGCUCGCCGUCGGAGGGGCAGCUCGCGGUCGACGGCCUCGAUGCAGAUUACGGAGACGGCCCUGUCUGCUGCAAACCCCUUCGCUACGGUGUCAGACGCACACCCACCCCCACACCCGCGCCCUGGCACCAGCGUCGAGAACAUAACGGCGCUGCCUGAACAACGUCGCCUCGAACACAGUCCGCACCUGCGCCCCAUCCUCCAGGAACACGGCGGCAUUCCCUACCCUCCAAACGCCCACCACUCCCAUGCCAGCCUGCCGCCACCGCCGCCUGCGCGUACCAGAGGCAAGCUGCAACGCCCGCAGUCCCUACGCAGGGAUCCCCCAACCGAUUCCGCCCUGGUUCGCCGAAUUUCUAGUAGGCGUCGGAAAGACCACGACCCCGUCCGCGAGGAGCAAAUCCGUGCCAUGAGCAUCCCGAUGCCCCAGAAGCGACCAGCCGGCCAUUCGGGCGCCAUGCAACGACGAGACAGCAAAAAAGUCAAAGGCGGCCCCAACCAACGCUUCGACAGACCCUCCUCCCAUGUCUCCCUGCCCUUUGAAGACUCCAUUCACUCCUCCAUGUCGGGCAUCUCCGAGACCCGCGCCUUCCGCGUGAGCACCCUCGACAUGUUCUCGCCCCGCCCCACGAUUCGCUACUCCCUGGGCUCCCAGUAUCACGCCGCCGGCCGCUCUUCACCCAACACAGGCGGCGAGAAGAAUGACUCCCGAAGAGAACGCCGACCACUGAGCAGCAGAGAGGACGUGCAAACGAAGCGUUCGAGCAGAAUCGACGACCUUGCCGACACACUAGACGCCGGUGCACUGCGCGAAAUCAUGGAAAGGGACAAACGGCGCCGGGAAAAGAAGCUCAAGGCCGACCACGAGCGUCUGCGACGGAGGCUCGAACGACGUGCCGAGAAGCAACGAGCCGCAGAGGUAGGCGGUACCCCAGGCACUCCGCGCAAAGAGGCCAUCGGUGCUGUUGGCCUGGGCAUCGAAGAGGACUUGUCGACGCCCAUGGACGACGUUCGUCCAUCGACUCCACCCCAGCAGCCGCGAUGGUUGGAAACGCUGCCUGUGACGCCAAGAUCUCCCGGAAACAACCAAUUACCCACUCCCCUUGAAAGUCCCGUGGACGAACCAGUCGUGUCUGAUGCUCGGGCCGUGCGAUAUUCCCGUGGCAGUGUAUCCGCCCAAGUGCACGCCCGCGGGCCGUCGAAUGUAUCCGAAUUGCCAGACCUCAUCUCUGAUAGGCCUGCACACGAGGACCCCUUUGCGUCUGCGGAACAGAUUCAUGACCCCACGCGAAGUGGCUCGCUCCAUCCGGUCGAAACGGCGGACACGAAUUUGAUUUCCCAAGGAGGUUCGAGUCGACGACGCAGCUCAGAAGGCAAGCGCAUGGGCGUCUUCGCAUCGCUGUUCAGACGGGGCAAGCGUGGCUCCCAGGACCGAGGCCGAAUCACCCCUUCUGAAGUCUCCUUUUCAAACACUUCCCGAGAGUCCAUGUCCCGACAGCCCCUUCCCGCUCAUCUGGUUGGAACGAUGCCGGGUACACCACCCAUCACUAUUCGUAGGCCAUCGAGCGUGCCGCGCCGCACAAUGUCCAAGUUCAGAGAGGACUUACCAGAGUUUCCGCUGUCGCCGCCUGACUCUCGUGUCCAAUCGCCAGAAGUUUCUUCGGUUGGCCCGCUUGCUGCUCGCCGAAGCCACCAAGCGCCUUCCGAUCUUAGGGUUCAGUCGGUGAGCUCGCAAUCGGGGCUCCGAUCAGACUCGCCCGUUAGCCCAGGACUACCUGUUGGCAAUGCCAUGUCUCAGUCUCUUGCCUCGGUGGACUCGGAAGGGUCAUGGUUAUCUGGAAGACCCUUGAAGCGAGCGUCAAACAAAUCGCAGGUUCAUUCCAGCAUGACCUCUUCGGGUCUGCAACGGAACGACGACUUCAAUGGAUCCUACGAGGAGCUUGGCAUGGCUGAUGAUGAGUACUUCAAAAAACUUAGUCCUGUCUCUGACGAGCACUCGAGAUACGCCCACUCGAACGACAUCUUGGGCCGAAAGGCUAGCAGCACGUUGAUGGCCCUUGAUGUCGCGGCCGAAUCCGAAGAAGAGACAGAGCCGGCGGCGGUGGUGGCGGAGGACGAGGACGAGGAGGAGGAGGAGGCAAAGAUUGCCAGCGAAACCGCAGAGGUGGUCAAGAGCAGUAUCGGGCGUCAACCUACCAUUGUACAUCGCCAAGCCCGAGUCAAAUCUGCUGAAGGUUUACUGAGCAUGUUUGCCGACGCACCAACACCUUCGCAAGAUCCUUUUCGCGACGACGGGGCCAAUGGCGCGGCUGAAAGCCCAGACUCACCAGCUUCAGAUGGUGAGCCGAUGUUGUUACAGCGGGCUAAGAGUAUCGAUCUUGGAAGGCAGCAUGUCCGUCAUCUCAGCGCCGGCUCUGCCAGGCUCUUGGAUAUCCAGAAGCGAUAG